AUGACACAAGAAUCUUCCAGAGAUUUCAACAAACCAAACUCUAUCAGAUUCAACGAUUUUAAAAUGCUAAAUAGGAACGAAGGUGCAUCGCGUUCGCCGGUCGCUGUAUUUCUCCGAAGAUCUAUACGGAAAUUGAGCAUUUGUUCUGAGAGAGAUGUCUGCUGGGUUUGGGGAAGUGCCAAACAGGUCACCCCAAUCCCCAUCUUGUUCAAACCCUAACAAUUCCAACAAUGGCGAUCCAGGAAACUUUGAAUGCAACAUAUGCUUUGAUUUAGCUCAAGAUCCAAUCGUGACUUUAUGGGUCACCUCUUUUGCUGGCCAUGCCUUUACAAAUGGCUUCACAUUCAUUCACAUUCACAAGAAUGCCCAGUUUGUAAAGCCCUAAUUCAAGAAGAAAAGUUAGUACCUUUAUAUGGAAGAGGCAAAAACUCAACAGACCCAAGAUCAAAAUCAGUUCCAGGUGUCGAGAUUCCACAUCGGCCGCCAGGUCAGCGACCGGAAACCGCCCCUCCACCAGACAGAAACGCAUUCCCCCAACAUGGAUUUGGAUUAAUGGGUGGUUUUGGGCCUGCAAUGACUGCAAGUUUUGGGAAUUUUACUUUCUCAUUUGGUGGGUUGAUUCCAUCUUUCUUUAAUGUUCAAAUGCAUGCUUUUACUGGUCCUCAGAUGUAUGGAAAUGGUGGUGGUGGUGGUGUUCAUGGUUUUAACUAUGGCGGCAAUCAUCAUCAUCAUCAUCAUCAUCAUGCACAUGGUGGCCAUCAGCAGAGAGGUCAUCACCAUGAAACAGGUUUUUCUGCAGCUUCACCAAUUCUGAUAAUUGGUCUUCUUUUUCUGUUGGCUCUUCUUUGGAACUGAGGUAAAUUUUAGUAUGAUGUGUCACAUAGUUAUUUGCCAUUCAGAAUGAGAAUUGAGAAGUAUAUCAUUUGUUUUUUUUUUCUUUAUUUGAUUAUGGUAUAUGUAGCUGUUUGUAAAGGUUUGCUUUUAGACCAUUAUUUGUACUUUGAGCAGUGUUUGAUCAUGAGGAUGUUUUUUGGAUUAAACUUACUAGUGUACUUCUAUGCCCCCCUAUCUUGUUAUAGGGUUAAUGUAAUAAUUUGACC
Lactuca virosa is the source of this 1100-nucleotide messenger RNA. Lineage: Eukaryota; Viridiplantae; Streptophyta; Magnoliopsida; Asterales; Asteraceae. The record is from the annotation of a GenBank genome assembly.